CUCUCAUUUUUUAACCAGGUUUGUUUAAAUUUAAAACGUGUGUUCGGACAGAGCUGUAGAUUGACCUCCCGUCUCGUCUUCGUUGGUGUUGAGCCGUAAACCGCUGUCAUGGUUAAACUGAUGGAUGAUGAGGUGUUCAGGGCCUUCACCACAUACGCUGCUGUGGUCAUCGUCAAGAUGCUGCUGAUGGCUCCGAUGACGGCUUUCUACCGCUUCUCCAGAGGAGCUUUUGCCAACGAGGAGGAUGUGGCCUCAAAGUCUGCGGAGGAGAGGAAGAAGCAGCUGAGGACGCAUCCUGACGUGGAGAGAGUGAGGAGGUGUCAUCAGAACGACCUGGAGAACAUCGUUCCCUUCGUGGUCAUCGCUCUGCUCUACACCCUGACAGGACCCUCUCUCUCCAGCGCUCUGCUCCACUUCAGAGUCUUCGCCGGCUCCAGAAUCUUCCACACCCUGUCCUACGUGUGUGCUCUGCCUCAGCCAUGCCGAGCUCUGUCCUGGAUGACCGGCAUGCUCUGCACCCUCUCCAUGGCCUACGGAGUGCUUGGCUCCGUCCUGGUCCUGUAGAGACCUGGAACUACUCGACUUAGCCCUGGACCUACUUGACUUAGCCCUGGUCCUGCAGAGACCUGGACCUGCUCUCCUUCCUCUCAUUCCUUCAUAAUUCAGUUUGAUGUAACUUCUGCUUUAUUAAGUUCUGUGUUUGUUCGUCAUGUUCCGACCUGCAGAUCUGUUGUCACCGUAAACGUGUUUAAAUAAAGUUUUAUAUCAGA
Labrus mixtus (cuckoo wrasse) is the source of this 770-nucleotide messenger RNA. Its product is annotated as microsomal glutathione S-transferase 1-like. The coding region runs from base 109 to 564 and encodes 151 amino acids. The transcript has 5 exons. NCBI's taxonomy places the organism in Eukaryota, Metazoa, Chordata, Actinopteri, Labriformes, Labridae. Gene Ontology annotation, molecular function: glutathione transferase activity. The record is from RefSeq and is a predicted model, not a curated record. Gene Ontology annotation, cellular component: mitochondrion; membrane.